UUCAAACCAGCUGCUGGAACAGCUGACUGGGGCCCCCCUCGCAACGCCGCGACGCCCCACGAUCAGCUGUACAGGGUCAGACCUGUCAGUUGUGCUCUGAUCUCUCGCUCGAAUCGCAACAAACUCACGUAAGUCAAGUCCGCCGCUCCGAGUUCUCUGCGCCUCUGCACCUUCCAUUCUUCCUCAACAACAACAACAACAUCAACAACAACCAUCAUCAGCAUCAAAACUACAAAGAAACAACAUAAAAUAAUAAACGACAAUGUUCACCAGCUUGGCCAACUACCUGUUAGGAACAUCGACUAAUAACCAGGUAACAGCGGACGCGGCCGAAGGAGGUGAAGAAGCCAAUAGCAACAUCAACAACGUAAGACUGACAACCUGCGAAUCCGACGAUGAAUGGGUGCUGGUGGAGCGAGACAGCGAGGGCAACUCUGAAGUUAGCUCGGAGGACAGCGAAAGCGAACACAACCUGACGACGCGUCUGUCCAGGACAAGUUCGUCAUCCUCCCUGCGAUGUCCGAGCUCGAUGGAGGAGUCCUGGUUCCUCACGCCGCCCCCAUGCUUCGUGUCCGCGGGUCCCGUCCACAUGGAAACCUCCCCCUUAGAGAACCUCCUCAUCGAGCACCCCAGCAUGAGCGUUUACCAUCAGCCUCCUGCGCUGGCGCUGCGCAGACACAACCUGCUGGACGCGGUGGAGGAUGAGGAGGAGGUCGGCGAGGUCGAGGAGGGCUUCGUGGAGGUGCAGGCGCCGGAGGAGGAAGCCCCGCAGGAGCAACCUCAGCAGCCCAGGAGGCACAGGGUACACCUAUUCAGUCAAGAAGAAAUGCAGGGUGUUAGAAGGAAACAAGCUCAAAAGGUGCAGAUUCAGAAGGCCUGCCAAUCUCUGAAGCGCGGCUACCUUGAGCGCAACAAUAAGGCUCGUGAAGUAAAUUGCCGCAAUCAACGGCUCAGAAGGGGAGAGCGUUCGCAGGGCGCAACUCGCUCCCACGCCAACAACAACCGCAAGUGCUACUAAGAACGGAAGAAAAACGAAGAAUUACAAAAAAAAACAACAACAACGCAGAAGAAGAAGUAAAAAAAAAUCCACAAAAAAAAUAUUUCAAGAAUAAUUAAGAAGAAGAUGAAGCAACAACAAUCUCCCCUUCCGACAGAAAACCAGCAGGAACAUAAGAUAAGAUAUGACAAAAAAAAAAGUUACAAAAGAGUUAAAAAAAACACAAACAUAACUUUUAAACCCCUAACUGUAAUUAAUUAAUUAAUUAAUCGAUAGAUCUCAGCCCCUAAACUUUAAUCGAAAAAAAAAAUAAUUAUAAAAAUAGAUAAUUAAGAGGAAAAUACAAAAGGAAACAUUACAAAGCUUUGGGUUUGGAGCACUCCAACAAAAAAAAUAAUAAAAAAAAAGUAAAUAAAUCUCAUCACGCGCGCGCCUAAGUAAGCUUCGCUGAUUAAGCAAACUAAUUAACUGCUAGUUGACACCGUGUAGAAAGAAAGAAAGAAAGAAAAAAAAACACUAGACUGUAACAAGUAGUAUUACUACUUCUACCAUAACUACUCUUUUAUUUCUCAUCUCAUUGCGUACUGCAAUUAGGGGAUGAACUCAACGAGAUGAUUGCGAAAAGAAUCGAAAACAGAAACAACUUGCAUCGUUCAUCCCAUCUAAAUGUCUAUGAAGCAAACAAUUGUAAAUCUUUGUAAAAUAAUAAAAAAAAAAUCAGCUUGUUUUAAACGGUAAAGAAAUCAAAGCACAUGUGAUUUUAGACUAAAUUACCAAAGCACCGGUUGUGUUCAAAAAAAAAAAUAAAAUAAAGAAAGUAAUGUUGACAAAAAAAA
Messenger RNA from Nicrophorus vespilloides, 1833 nucleotides. It is a transcript of the gene TP53INP, whose product is annotated as tumor protein p53-inducible nuclear protein 1. Gene Ontology annotation, biological process: positive regulation of DNA-templated transcription; autophagosome assembly. Lineage: Eukaryota; Metazoa; Arthropoda; Insecta; Coleoptera; Silphidae. The record is from RefSeq and is a predicted model, not a curated record. Bases 263 to 1018 code for a protein of 251 amino acids. Gene Ontology annotation, cellular component: autophagosome; nucleus. The transcript has 4 exons.